This is a messenger RNA of Bacillus rossius redtenbacheri, 2250 nucleotides long. RefSeq names its product sodium channel protein Nach-like. Gene Ontology annotation, cellular component: plasma membrane. The transcript is spliced from 11 exons. Gene Ontology annotation, biological process: sodium ion transmembrane transport. Lineage: Eukaryota; Metazoa; Arthropoda; Insecta; Phasmatodea; Bacillidae. The record is from RefSeq and is a predicted model, not a curated record. Gene Ontology annotation, molecular function: ligand-gated sodium channel activity. The coding region runs from base 1 to 1842 and encodes 613 amino acids.
AUGACCCGGCCGCAGGCUGGAAGCAGGGUGCUGUGGCUGGUGACGUGCAGCGGAGGUCUGCUGGCGGCAGUCUAUCUCAUCAGCUGCGUGUGGGUGCAGUACAACACGUCGCCCACCAUCACCAGCAUCGAAAGCACCCACUUCCCCAUAUGGAACAUCCCCUUCCCCGCUGUCACCAUCUGCAACGUGAACAAAGUGCACCUGUCCGCCGUGCGGAGCCUCUACAGCGACUAUGCGCUCAACUUGACGCUGAAGGAAGACGACUACCUGAGUUUCGUCCAACAGCUGGCCGAGAUAAUUCAGCCGGAGCAAGCCAGCACUUUCAUGGAGCUUGAAAAAGUUCUGCUCAAACAUAACCUCACCAUGGAGACUCUGAUGCUAAAGCUCACACAGCCGUGCUCCUCUCUGCUGGUGAAGUGCAAGUGGCGAGGACAACUGGUGCCCUGCGAUUCCCUCUACUCCAUGCACAAAACAGACGCGGGAUUCUGCUGCUCUUUCAACUACCACCCUCCAGACAAGACCGCGAGUCGCGACCCGCUGCUGCACGUGAACGGCGCCGGCUACCUGGCGGGCGUCACCAUGCUGAUGGACCCGCAGCUGGAGGACUACUACGCGGCGCUCUUCUCCUUCUACGGCCUGCAGGUGCUGGUGCACGCGCCCACCGACUACCCGGAGAUCUCCGCGCGGGGCAUCAUCCUCGCGCCGCAGAAGGAGGCUUUCCUGCAGGUUCCUCCGUCACACUGUACUCGUUCAUGCUAUGCACCCACGCUUCACUGCGGCGGUCUACUGGCACGACACACUCGCACUGCUCAUUAUCUGUGCCUCCCUCGUGUGUACGUCGCUGCCGCGCCACGAACCAAAAAAAAAAAAAGGUGCUUCAGCACAGUACUCAAUCACGUCAGCAUCACAAGCUUGAUCAGGAUAAUUAAUUUUAUUACGACGUUUCCACCAUUUUGGUCUCAGGCCGCCAUCACAGUCUACGAUCUUGACCGCUUUAGGUGCUUCAGCACAGUACUCAAUCAUCAAGAUUGCGGCCAUAACGAAAAGUGCAACGCUCUUGAAUCUAAUAUGGUGUCUGCGGCGGCGACGUACAGCACGCGCCGGGUGCGCGGCUUGGGGGUGUCCCAGAGGCAGUGCCUGUUCCAGGACGAGCGCCAGCUCAACAUGAGCUCCGAGAACACCAACAGCACGUACAGCUACAACAACUGUCUCAUCAAGUGUCGGCUGGAGCACAUGGCUCGCCUCUGCAACUGCACGCCGUACUUCUACCCCGACACUGGUACAACUCGCCAGUGUGGAUUGACAGAUGUGGAAUGUCUUGCGAAGCACAGACGGGUGUUCAUCAACCUGCACUCGCCGGGCAAGGUUCUCGGGCUGCAGGACAGUGACAGUUCUAUGAAGUGCGACUGCCACCCCACCUGUACCGAUGUCGUGUACACCACUGAACUGUCCCAGGGAAACUUCUUCAAGAGCGAAUAUGAUCGCACCCACUUCUUCAAAGAAGUGAAUAUCACAAACCAAUCAAUCCUCCAUGUAUACUUCAAAGAUCUAUCCAUUCUUCGAUUUAGGAGAGAUGUGAUUUACAGUUGGAAUGACCUGUUAGCUUCGUUUGGAGGCAUCGUCGGGUUGUGCCUGGGCUGCAGCCUGCUCAGCCUGGUGGAAAUGAUUUACUACUUCACGGUGCGGCCUACCUGCAGCGCACUUCAGCACAACAGCGCCAAUGCACUGCCAGUUACUACCAUCAAGGUAGCUCCAUUGACUCGCACGGUGCACCACUCCUUCAAGAGUAACUCUACCAUCAGUCCGCGCAACGUACCUCCGCCCUACAACUGGGUCUACUAGCUGGAUGGCACUGCAUUCACGGGCCACUGACACUGUGACCUCGCAAUGAACGUUUUUCCUGUCGAGGUGCGAUACUUGGUUGUACAAUUCUGUUAAUUUUAAAAUACUGAUGAAGCUAUGUAGUAUGUUUGCCAUAUUUAUGCAAUAUUGCUGGCUGCAGCAAUAUUUUGAGGCUUUACAAUUAGGCCUCAUCAAUGAUAAACAAAAUGUUUAAAUGUUAUACAAUGUGAAAAAAUGGGUGCGUGUACUUAUGUACGCAUGUGAGAAGUUAUACUUCUUUGGCAUCAUUAAAAAAAUAGUUUUUAAUUGCAUGCAAAUAAUUAAUUACAAUAAAAUAAUAAAAGGGCUGGAAAAAGAUAGUCAACACAGUCAAUAAAGUUCAGAUUAAAUUUGAAAAAUUAAAUAAAA